This is a messenger RNA of Clonostachys solani, 1659 nucleotides long. The record is from the annotation of a GenBank genome assembly. Lineage: Eukaryota; Fungi; Ascomycota; Sordariomycetes; Hypocreales; Bionectriaceae.
ACUCUUUCGCCCUUGAGAAAACCUACCCCUCAACCAGCUGGAAUCCCUUCGGUCCGAAACCGCAACUACUCGAGCCCAGGGAGCUUCUCAAUACAACCUCAGAAGACGGCCCCUAGAAAUAUCCCAGCCUUCAACAGCUCUGGUAAGGAUUUCUUGUUGCGAAAAGAUGUCCCGGAAGCUAAAAACGUGAAUGGCUCCGUUUCUAAGCCGCUUGUCAAGGAGGAACAGACCUCUGGCUCGGGGAACCCCUCUAUCAAAAUUACGCAAGAGAGUUCAGCUCAGAAAACCCAGAUUCAUGAAGCCACUGGGGGAAAUCCAAAUCUUGGAUCCCAGUCACACCAGUCUCCAGCUACCUCCAACCUCGCCGGUGGUGGAACAGGAACUUGCUCCAAGGAUCCACCUGGUACAAAGCCUGAGAACCCGGGUCUUGCCUCGUUCUUAUCUUUUGCUCCUCCUGGGGUUUUCAGUACUGCCACGCCGGCUGCCAGUUCUCAUUCCAACGAGGUGAAGAAAUCAACCCCUAAUAAUGCUACAGUCACCCAGAUGCCUGCUCCCAUCAAAAUGAAAGAGACCGCACGUCCCUCACAGGUGAAAGCUACUGGAACAACCCAUGUUUCUCAGUUGACUCAGAAGGAGAGCCUCGAGGCAGUGACGCCUGGCAACCGUGGCCCGAAAGAGAAUGGUCAGGUGGGCACAAAUGGCAAGUCACAUCAGCCAGCCAGACUUGUUGAUGGAAAUCCAAAUUUUCCAUCACAGACCAAUAAAGCAUCCGAGGCUCAAGGUAACAAGACUGAACCAACACCAAAGACGGUUCUUGAGCCAAAAGAGCCUUUGAAAGUAGCAAACCAAUCAACACCCACCACCGAGCCAGCACCAAAGGCCUCUCCCAAGCCAGCAGGGUCCUCAGAGGGAGCAAAACAGCCAACACCCGCUGUUAAGCCAGCACCAAAGACAUCUCCCAAGCCAACAGGCUCCUCAGAGGGAACAAAACAGCCAACACCCACUGUUAAGCCAGCACCAAAGACAUCUCCCAAGCCAACAGGGUCUUCAGAGGGGACAAAACAGCCAACAUUCACUGUUGAGCCAGCACUCAAGACCGCUCCCGAGCCAAAAAAGCCCUCGCGGGGAGAAAAUCAACCAAAACCCAUUGCUGAGACAGUCUUGAAACAAGGUUACGAGCCUGUUGUUGCUUUGAAUUCCUUGCCUAAUGGUUAUGUCAAAGGGCAGCCGCUUGCCGAUAAACCCUCGGAGACUUCCCCCCUACGGCCCCAGGCUGAGGAUUUCAGCCCCUAUCCCGACCUUGUCCCUGUUCCUCACAACUCCCCUCAGCCCAUGCCUGAUUUCCACUCGCCCCGCCUCAUGAGUCCUGUUAAUGCCACUCCUAUCAGCAUGGACAAUUUGCAGCAAUUCAUACCUACUGGUGUUACCACAGGGCAGCUAGUCACUACGACUCAGGUAUCUAUCUCCGAUGGGAUGAUGACACCUGGAGAGUGCAGAGGCACUUUGUACAUGCAGACUCCAGUCAGCAUCCAGCAUGGUACCCCUCAGCCUCAGGGUAGUUUUGUCCCUGUAGCCCGAGUAUCUUCACAGGAAAAUCGCCCUCAUACCCAAAAGAAGCCUACCCAAGGCCUUGCUUCCUCUUACUGGAACAAAAAGUAG